AUGCCCACGCCCUCGCGAUCCCGAUUGCUGCCAUUGCCAGUCCUCCUACUCGUUCUGGCAGGUGCAGCAGCCAUUGUUGGCGAGCAAGAUGAGCAGCAGCCGAUCACGCACCCGGGAUGCCAAGACAACUGCGGCAACAUGAGCAUCCCGUUCCCCUUCGGCCUGAUGCCGGGCUGCUUCCGCGAGGGCUUCCAGGUCACCUGCGACCACUCCUUCGACCCGCCUCGAGCCUUCCUCGCCGGCAGCGGCAUGACAACCGCAACGAACACCAUCACGCUCAGCGAGUCCGACAGCUCGGCGCUCUUCGACGCCCCCUAUCUGGGCCUGGGGUACUCGUUCCCCAACACCUCGACCUGGCUGGUCGAGCUCAUGGACGUGUCGGUCGACAGGAGCGAGGCACGGGCAUACGGCCCCAUCACGUCCCGCUGCAGCACCAACGUUACUCACUUCAAGCUCAAAGAAGAGGCCAUGAGUCUGGCGGGGCCGUUCGCCGUCUCGGAGGCGCUCAACGCCGUCGUCGGCAUCGGCUGGAGUGUUAGCGUCAAGGACAGCUCGCGCUCCACCUACACGACGACGUUCGCCUGCCGCUCGGAGCUCGCCGCCAGCCAUCUCGAGCACGCCAGGGACGGGUCGUGCGCGGGGCGGGGCUGCUGCGAGGCCGCCCUGGGCUCGGAGCCCAGCUACAGCACCGUCGCUGGGGCCGGGCCGGGGGUCAGUGCCGAGAACAACACCCUGUGGAGGACCAGCCCGUGCUCCUACGCUAUGGUGAUCGAGAAGUCACGCUACACCUUCUCGACGCUGGACCUGUACGGCGACAAGGUGCUGCCGAAGAAGUUCCCCAGGGGCGCCCCGGUCGUACUCGACUUCGCCAUCGUCGGGGACGCCGCUUGCCCGGUGAAAGGCCAGCGGCCGCCGCCGGACUACGCGUGCGUCAGCAACAACAGCCAUUGUGUCAACGCGACGGUUGGCCAGUCGAGGUACGCACUCAGCUACGUGUGCAAGUGCUCCGAGCACUACCAGGGCAAUCCUUACAUCGCCAAUGGCUGCAGAGACAUCGAUGAGUGCAAGUUCCCAGAUAUAUUUUUUUGCUCAAGCAAGGGCAUAUGUAUGAACAGACUUGAUGGCUAUGAUUGUCCAUGCAAGCCUGGAAUGAAAGGCGAUGGAAAAUCAGGACACUGUGCAGAAACAUUCCCCCUAGUAGCCAAGGCGAUUGUGGGCACAAUCGGUUGUAUUUUUGUCAUUGUAGUUAUGUCAUUUCUACUUCUUCUUAGCAAAGAGAAAAAGAAGACAAAAGAGUUCUAUGAAAAGAAUGGUGGGUCUACACUAGAGAAAGCAAAAAUUAUAAAACUUUUCAAAAAGGGUGAGCUCAUGCCUUAUUUGAAAGAUACCAAUUUUAUUGGAAAUGGUGGUUUCGGUGCAGUUUACAAGGGCAUCCUUGGUGAUGAAUUGGUUGCAAUUAAGAAGACGAUUAAUGGUAGUCUGCUGGAGAAUGAACAGUUUGCAAAUGAAGUCAUCAUCCAAUCCCAAGUCAUCCAUAAGAACAUUGUCAGGCUCAUAGGUUGUUGUCUGGAAGUUGAUACCCCAUUGCUAGUAUAUGAGUUUCUUUCCAAUGGUAGCCUCCAUGACAUUCUUCACGGCAACGACAACAAACCUUUGAACUUGGAUACACGUUUAAGAAUUGCUGCAGAAUCUGCAGAUGGUCUAGCUUACAUGCAUUCAAAAACAAACACCAAAAUCCUACAUGGUGAUGUCAAACCAGCAAAUAUACUGUUGGAUGAUAGGUUUGUUGCCAAGAUUGCAGACUUCGGCAUAUCGAGGUUGAUUGCAAGAGACAAGCAACACACCGCAAAAGUCAUCGGUGAUAUGAGUUAUAUGGAUCCAGUAUAUUUACAGUCAGGCUUGCUAACUGAAAAGAGUGAUGUCUAUAGCUUUGGAGUUGUGUUGUUGGAACUUAUUAGUAGGAAGAAGGCCAUGCACUCUGAUAACAACAGCUUAGUCAAUAGUUUCAUUGGAGCUCAUAGAAGAGGGGAGAGGGCAACCGAGUUGUUUGACAAAGAAAUUGCUGUAGGAGAAGAUUUGGAGAUUCUUCAAAGUCUAGCAGGGAUGGCAAUCGAAUGUCUCAGCCUUGAGGUGGAUCAAAGACCAGACAUGACAGAUAUAGCACACCGCCUUCUCAUACAGAAUAAUUCGCGUAAUGCAUAA
Messenger RNA from Triticum turgidum subsp. durum (durum wheat), 2202 nucleotides. Lineage: Eukaryota; Viridiplantae; Streptophyta; Magnoliopsida; Poales; Poaceae. The record is from the annotation of a GenBank genome assembly.